Molecule: messenger RNA, 2756 nt
Organism: Brachypodium distachyon (stiff brome)
Lineage: Eukaryota; Viridiplantae; Streptophyta; Magnoliopsida; Poales; Poaceae
Product: ubiquitin carboxyl-terminal hydrolase 21
Exons: 15
Coding region: 238-2442 (734 amino acids)
Biological process (GO): protein deubiquitination
Cellular component (GO): cytosol; nucleus
Molecular function (GO): cysteine-type deubiquitinase activity; cysteine-type endopeptidase activity
Source: RefSeq, a predicted model, not a curated record
ACGCGCCCGCCCCCGUUUCAAACCCCCAAAAAUUAAAAUUCCCUCCUCUCCUCCUCUUCGCCGCCGAACAAAUCGCCCCCCACCUUUUUGAUCCCCCGCACCUCUCGAUUUUAGUCCCUCCAAUUCCAACCAACCUCUGCCUCUCGAUUCCCGCAGCUCUCGUCUACCUCGCCCGCACCAACCUACCCAACACCUACCCCCCCCUGCGAAACCCUAGCCGGCGAUUGCCCCCCACCAAUGGCGGAGCAGGACGACGCCGUGAGAUGCAGCCUGCCGUCCCCCGUUCAGGGGGACAUCUGUGGAGAAAAUGGGGGUGAGAGAACUGAGCAGUACCAACCAUUUUUCUCCAUGUGCCCACCGCUUCGCACUCUUAGCUAUUCAAAUUCUUGGGAUGGGGUCUGUGCUCCUGUAACAACAAAACCUUGCCAAACUAGCGGGUCAGAUUUAAUGGAUGAUGAUUUCAUGCCAAGUGCACCUUGUUUUCCAGAAAGCAAGGAGCCCCAAGCUGAGAGCAUCUCUGAUAUAUUAGAUGAACUAAACAAGUCCCCUUCAUUGCCUUCAAUGCACAAGGAACAUGAGGUGGCACAGCAUCCACAGGAAAUUGAACAACUAAUGGAUGACUCUGGUGGACUAGAUGGGGAAACAAAGCAGCAGCCAGAACCCCUUGGCACAGAGAAACCCAGUUCCAUUGAUGUAAUAGAAAAAUUAGGGGAGGAAACUACACAGCAGUCGCUGUCCUUUCCCAAAAGCAUGCAGUGGAGCUCCUGUCAGAGUGGUAUUGAACCUUGUGACAAGGAAAGUAACCAACUUUCCUUAUCUUUCUCUCGCUUGAGGCGACCCCAAUCAGUGGGAGCUGGUCUUCGGAAUAUGGGAAAUACAUGCUUCCUAAAUGCAACUCUUCAGUGCAUCACUCAUACUGUGCCACUAUUUAAGAAGCUCCGAAGCACUGACCACCCUACUCCAUGCUCAUAUGAUGAAGAUGGAUUCUGUUCUUUCUGUGCCCUUAAAGAACAUAUUGAAGAAUCAAUUCGAAGGUCUGGAUCUGUUUUAAUGCCAGCAAGGUUCAAAGAUAACUUAAGGAAGUUAUCUUCAGAUUUUAGACCAGGACAACAAGAGGAUGCACAUGAGUUCCUACGUUGUUUGCUGGAUAACUUGCACAAGUGCACCCUUGAUCCCAAGUCAAAGGGGAAGCCCUCAUCUUUUGAUGAAGAAAGUAUUGUCAAGCGGGUGUUUGGCGGCCAACUAAAAAGCCAGUUGACAUGCCGUGAGUGUGGUCACUGCUCGGAGACAUCUGAGCCCUUCCUUGAUCUCAGCUUGGAGAUUGAUCAGGUUGAUGACCUUGUUGCUGCUUUGGAAUCAUUUACCAAGGUGGAAGAGAUCGGGGAUGCUGAGAACAAGCUCACCUGUGAAAGUUGCAAUGUCCAAGUUUGUAAGGGCAAGCGGCUUUUGCUUGACAAAACACCUGAUGUCAUUGCGUUUCAACUCAAGCGUUUCACCACACUUGAUCAUUCCAUUGAAAAGAUUGACAAACAUGUGGCGUACCCAUCUGAGCUUGAUUUGAAGCCGUUCCAUAGCAACCCAGUCAGUGAGGAAGAACUGAAAUAUGAUCUUUAUGGUGUUGUUGAGCAUUCUGGCUUACCUAACUAUGGCCAUUAUGUGUGUGCCAUUCGUUCUUCACCAAGCACGUGGCACUUGAUGAAUGACUCCCAAGUUGAUUCCAUAACCGAGACAAGCGCACUACACCAGGAAGCAUAUAUCCUCUUCUAUGUUAGGCAGGGCAUAUUUCCGUGGUUCUCAAGUUUGCUAGAGGAGGCCCUGCACACCGAGACUACAAGUGGUGCGUCUCCUGUGUCCGUCUUGGAGGAUAUAGAUGCGGACUGUUCAACAUCCAGUAACAUUAGUUCUGGUGAUAAGUUUGAAAAAGAUGAAAAUAGCCCAUGCAAAGCAUCUUUCCUUCCCGAGGAGCCUACUAAGAGAUGUGCAGUUGAUGCUUCCAACAGCAUGAGCAAACAAGAAAUCAGUCCGUGCAGAGCAUCUCUCCAAAGUGAUGUGGUCAUGAGGUAUUCCUCUAAUGGUACUGAAGUCACGAAUCCUGAGAGACCCUCGACUCCACCUCCCCGUCCCAAGCGACUGUCCUCCGAAGGUGUCCUUGGUGUGUUUGACUUUGAGGACUUAGAGGAUGAGGAUGAUCAACUGAUGCCAAUAGUUAAAAAUCAAAAAAAGGUGAAGAAACCUAAAGCUGCAUCUGCAUCGAAGGUUGUGAAGGGUUCUUGCCUGGAUAAGAAUGCAUCGCAUUUAAUUAAUCGCAUGCCAUCCGCACGGAGAAAAGGUUUACUUGCCUGCAUGCCCCCGCAGCAUAGUGUAGCGCAGGCGCCUCGCAGCGAUCCUCUGGACAAAAAGAAGAGGAAGAUUAACGUAUCCGUUCCCGUUCUUCAAUACUAAGUACUUUUCAAGUCAGGUUCGACUGCCAGAAAUGUUUUUGCUGUACGUAGUUUCCCAUGCCUUGUCCAGGACCAACUAAUUAAAUCUUGCUGCCCGUAUAGUGCAAUAGAGCUUAUGCUGCUGAGUCGUUCUUCCCUGUUGCUGCUUUCUGAUGUAAAAUGCCUACAUGGAAUUCGCUUUUGGUGUCUUUAGGAUACCUUUGGGUUCAAUGGGAUUAUGGGAUGUGUUCCCACGGAAGAGAUGCCCAGGGUGAUAUUUUCUUGACCAAAUGGACCACCACCUGAUAUAGUAAGAUGGUUUGCUCUUAGUUUAAA